Molecule: messenger RNA, 1029 nt
Organism: Peromyscus eremicus (cactus mouse)
Lineage: Eukaryota; Metazoa; Chordata; Mammalia; Rodentia; Cricetidae
Gene: Ldlrad2
Product: low density lipoprotein receptor class A domain containing 2
Exons: 5
Coding region: 1-1029 (342 amino acids)
Molecular function (GO): protein binding
Source: RefSeq, a predicted model, not a curated record
AUGGCUUUUCUUUGGCAGCUGCCCCAGAGGCUGCUCCUGCUGGGGACAGCUGCUUUGACUGUGUCUGCCCUGGGGACAGGGGACCUGACGGACCUGUGCGGACAGACGUGGCAAGGGGACGCGCUGCAGCUGCGCUCUCACUCGGCUUCCCGAAAGUUCUACUUCGUGACUCCGGACACGGAUUGCGUGCUGUGGCUGCGUGCCGCGGCCCCUGAAGAUAGGAUGCGCUUCCAGUUCCACUUCUUCCUGGUCUACAGCCUGUCCUCGGCCACCCGGAUCACAGCAACCACCGUGGCCACCCUGGCCCCCAAUGCGUCCUCGCCCGACCCGUGCGCACCCGGCUCCUACCUGCAGUUCUACGACGGCCCGCAGGGGGCGCCCCGGGCUCUGGGACCCCCGACCUGCGGCCUGACCAUCCCCGCCCCUCUCACGUCCUCGGGACCCUGGCUUGGCCUGCGCUUGGUCACCAGGGGCCGCCAGCCCCGUGUGGACUUCUUGGGCGAGGUGACCUCUUUCCGCUUGGGGUCUUGUGGCACCUACUUCCGCUGUCGGAAUAGCAGGUGUGUGCCCCGGAGCCUGCUGUGUGAUGACUGGGACAUGGACAACUGUGGUGAUGGCAGUGACCAGGACCCUCAACCCCCAGCCAGCUGCAGAGGUCCCUCUCUGGUACCCAAGCAGACCCUGAGAAUGGAAGAUGACAGUUCCAAGCCUUGGACUCUCCUCAUGGCUCUCAGCUCUGCAGCAGAGAGGACCUCUCCAGCAAGCCUGGCACCCACCACGCAGGAGGUGUCAGAAGGCGCCUCGAUCUGGUGGGUGGCUUUGGCCUCCUUGAUGCUAUUGGCCUCCACUGGCCUCCUCUGGUGGUACUGCUGCUGCCCAGGUUGGCUGGUCUGGCACCCAGGUGACCACAGGCUCGGCCUCAGAUGCUGCACAGCCUACAAUACUUGCCACCUCUGUCCUGGCCGGGUGGCUCCUGGGGAUCUGUGGCUGAACUGGUCAGCUUUCCAGAACCAGAGAGGCCAUCCUUAG